AUGGAUACUAAAGAUGCUGAAGAUGGAUUUCCUCCGGAAAAACAGAGUCAUCCGUUUCUCCACAUCCGUUCCCGUCGUCUGCAUGUAGUUCUUUUGCUGAUGUAUGCUUUCUUCUGUAUGUGUCAAAUGACUGCUCAUAUAGGAUUAUCAUUAUCAUGUAUGUGCAACUCCACGGCGGUCGCCAUGAUGAGCACGAACACUACAAAAUUGAUCGAAAAGACUGAAUCAGCCCUUCUGAAAUCAGUUUUCAGUAAUACAACAAAUGAUAUAGAAAAUAACAAUGAAAGUUGUUCAACGUUAGAAGGAAAAGUGAUCAAGGAUUACGGAGGAACAUUUGUGUGGUCAGUCAGCUGGCAAGGUUAUAUUGUGUCUGCUGCGUUCCUCGGUGGAUUCCUAUUCUCAUAUCCUGCUGGAUUCCUUGUCGAUCGUUUCUCAGCAAGACAUAUUCUAUCUGCUUCAGUACUCAUGCUAACCAUUUCUUCAAUUCUUAUGCCAUUUCUAGCUACUUAUUUUGGAGAGGGAGGAGCGUUCGCCAGUCGUUUUGUUAUGGGAAUCAGUGAAACAAUGCUCAUUCCUUCACUAAAUUCAAUGGUAACAAAAUGGAUUCCAGUCAAUGAAAAGAGUCUCGCUGCAUCAGUUUUCACUUCUGGAAAUCAACUCUCUGGAAUGUUUGGAAACGUUCUAGUCGCCGAGUUAUGUGCUAGUUCACUCGGAUGGAGCUCCAUUUUUUACAGUGGAAGUCUUUUCGGAGUGUCUUGGCUCAUUCUGUGGCACAUGACAGUCCGUAACUCUCCUCAUAAUACCAGAUGGAUUCACAAAAGAGAGUUGGACUAUCUGGCCAAUCAUAUUCCACCGAAACACAAUUCCGGAGGAUCAAGAAAGAAGGCGACUCCGUGGAGAGAUAUGCUAACAUCGAAAGUAUUCUGGUGUCUAAUGUACAAUAGUAUUAUUGGAAACAUGAUGAUUGCUUUGAUUUUUGUGUAUAUCCCUGUUUUCUUCAAAGAUGUUCUCAUGUUGGAUGUUCAAUCGAACGGUUUCUACUCUGCAAUUCCACAUCUUUCAAAUCUCGUCGUGAAACUGUUUUGGGGUUUUCUAAUGGAUAAAUUGAGAAGGAACAACAUUUUGUCGCCAACUUCCACAGUCAAAUUAUCUCAGUUCUCCUCGAUGAUCGGUAUUUCAAUAACUUGUUUCUUCCUCAGAAAAGUAAAUUGUUCCACUCCAAUCGAGGCGCUUGUUUUGUUGAGUGUGGUGUCUGGAUUUUUCGGAUUGUCGAUUUCUGGCUUUUACACUUCAUUAUUGUCAGUGGCACCGUCACACAUUGGAACUCUGACUAGUCUCGGAACUGUUAUAGGUUUCAUCGGUCGAAUGUUCACACCUCUCCUGAUCUCACAUUACAAAACCGUGGGAACUGCUGAAGAAUGGGGUCAGGUUCUUUUGAUCUACGUUUUUGCGUCUGCUUCUGGAGGUAUUAUCAUGGCGUUAUUCGGAUCCGGCGAAGUUCAAGAUUGGGACUACUCAAAACGACACAAUUCUGCACGACCCAAUGCGUUGGUGGCUCCAGAAUCAGAUAAAAGUCUAGAAGACUUUUAA
Messenger RNA from Caenorhabditis remanei, 1590 nucleotides. RefSeq lists its product as uncharacterized. The transcript is spliced from 7 exons. Bases 1 to 1590 code for a protein of 529 amino acids. Gene Ontology annotation, biological process: monoatomic anion transport; transmembrane transport. NCBI's taxonomy places the organism in Eukaryota, Metazoa, Nematoda, Chromadorea, Rhabditida, Rhabditidae. Gene Ontology annotation, molecular function: transmembrane transporter activity. The record is from RefSeq and is a predicted model, not a curated record.